AUGCAAUUGCUAUCCCCUUCAAUUGUGCUCGUUUCUGCCGCGGUGCGGCCUGAUCACCAGGAACAGUCACGAAUCAAGAGCGCCAAUGCCGCGGACACGGCGCUCCAGGAGCUCCCAACAACCUCCACCUCCCUCCCUCAAUCCCUCCGCCCCCUUCCGUUCUUCAGCAGUCAGCCCACCGCCCCCACCCCUCUCCAACCUCAACCACCAGCGCCGCCGUCGUUUGCCCCGUCGGCCGACGCCUUCGGCUCCGGGCUCCAGGCUUCACCUCCGGCGCUGCUCCCCAUCCUCUUCUCCACCUCCGGCGCCACUCAACCACCAGCGCCGCUCACCCCGUCGCCCGUCGCUUGCUCCCCCAACUCCCUGCGGCGCUGCUCCCCAGAUCUCCACCUCCGGGCUCCGGCGUUGCUCCCCAGAUCUCCACCUCCGGGCUCCAGUGCUGCUCCCCCUCCUCUCCUCCACCUCCGGCACUGCGGCGGCCAACGGGGACUGCGGCGGGCGGCGGCAACAGCACCACCGGGCGUGUGGCACUGCGACGGCCGGUGGGUGCAGGAGUGCGCCACUGCGGCGGCGACUAGCAUGGCGGGCGACGGCGGCGGCCAAUAG
Molecule: messenger RNA, 606 nt
Organism: Panicum virgatum (switchgrass)
Lineage: Eukaryota; Viridiplantae; Streptophyta; Magnoliopsida; Poales; Poaceae
Product: proline-rich receptor-like protein kinase PERK2
Exons: 2
Coding region: 1-606 (201 amino acids)
Source: RefSeq, a predicted model, not a curated record